AUGUCCAACGUAGAGGGGCCGGCGGCCCCGCCGCCAGAAGGCGUGGUGCCCGACUUUCAGAACCCGAAGGAUGUCCUGCACACGAUCAACCUGGUGUCGCAGAUCCUCUCCAUCGUGAUGGUCAGCCUGUUCAUGAUCUUGCGUCUGUACGCCAAGAUGUUCAUCGCGCCGCCGUUCCACACUGAGGACUGGGUAGCCGUGGUCGCUUGGAUCCUGUCACUUGGGUACAGCGCCACCGCGCUCGUCAUGUAUCGUUACGGCGGUGGAUUUCACGUUUACGAGCUGUCAAAAGCAGACUUCAUGGGCUUCAACAAGCUCGCCCUUCUCUUGGUCGUCUUACGCGUCUUUCGGUUCCACAACAAGACGAGGAUAGGGAUAUACGCCUUAUCCCUCUUCAUGACCGGGUACUACCUGCCCGUCUUCAUCCUCAAAGCACUCAUCUGCCGGCCCGUCGCGGGGUUCUGGGACCCGUCUAUCGAGGCCGUCUGCUUCGACCAGCGCGCCAUCUUCGUGGCGGACACGGUUAUCAGUGCCAUCACGGAUCUGGCCGUUCUCUGCUUACCGAUCCCUGUUGCCGUGACCCUCCGGAUGUCGUGGACCAAACGGCUGAAGGUCAUCGGCAUGCUUAGCGCCGGAGGCGUCGCGACGGCGGCGAGCAUUGUGCGUAUGGUCAUCGUCAUCCAGCUGCAAAAGUCCAACGACCAAUCGGUGGACUUUAUCCGCUUCAACCUCCUUGGAACCGCUGAGGUGAGCAUAGGGAUGAUCUGCGCGUGCUUCCCCGCCAUCAACAUCCUUUUGACGCACGGCUUCGACUGCUCGCAAGAAUCGAGCCGCAACACCGGCGGAAGCAGCACCAAGAGGAUCAUCGAGCUCAAAUUUCUCAAGGGAAGUCGGCUGCGGACCCAGCAGAUGACGGAGGCGCAGGUCGAGCCCCAGCCCGAGCCCCAGCAGCCUCCCAUCCCGGAGAGGGGGAGUGUGGGCUACAUAUUUCCCAUUGAGCGUCUGAGCCGCCUCCAAUCGUCUUCGCAGCCGGGAGUCAGGGCGGCCACGCCGCCUGACGAGUGGUGUUCGCAAGUGGUUUCCUCCCCCUUCUCGGAGCCCGAUUCCCCGGACUGGGCUCGGAAGGGGUCUGUUUGUUAG
Molecule: messenger RNA, 1140 nt
Organism: Colletotrichum destructivum
Lineage: Eukaryota; Fungi; Ascomycota; Sordariomycetes; Glomerellales; Glomerellaceae
Exons: 6
Coding region: 1-1140 (379 amino acids)
Source: RefSeq, a predicted model, not a curated record